This is a messenger RNA of Heterotrigona itama, 1245 nucleotides long. The record is from the annotation of a GenBank genome assembly. Lineage: Eukaryota; Metazoa; Arthropoda; Insecta; Hymenoptera; Apidae.
AUUGAGUCCAUAUAUACACGCUUCCUUCUGGAACAUCGAAACCAUUGUCACCGAUCGAUAUAUAUCUUGAAGAUCUUGCGAAUCGUCACCACUGUUCAAGAAAUCGUAACCGCGAGACAAGCAGACAUCGUUCGUUCCGAGCUACGAGUUCAUUUACAAAUUUAUACAUAUAUCGUUAGGAAAAUAAAAAAAAAAUCAAAUCGAUAUGUACAUGGCAGAGGAAUACGUGAACGCGAGCAAGUCCCAAUAUCGCGACGCGCUCGAUCUUAUCGAGGAAUUCAAGAAAGAGAUAUCCGAGAUGGAAGGAAAGUGCAUCGACAUCGGUUGCGGGCCAGGGAACGUUUCCAAGAAAUUGAUCCUGCCAAAAUUGCCACCGGAAGCUGAGCUAAUUGGAGCGGACAUAUCGAAAGCGAUGGUCGAUUACGCGAGACAGAAGUACCAGAACGAGAAACGUUUGUCGUUUUUGCAACUGGACAUCGAGACUUCGGUUUUAUCUAACGAAGAACUGGAACAGAGAGCUUUCGAUAACAUUUACAAAUUACUACAACCAGAAGGAAAAGCUCUGGUUAUGUUCUUGGCUUGGAACAACGGUUUCGAUGCCUACAUGAGGAUCUACGAGAACCCUCGAUAUAAGCCAUACAUGGAGAUAUUUCGAGUUUACUCACAGAAAUUAUUCUGGCCUCAGGAUGCAAGUCGCUUCGUGCCUUUUUUCCACCGGUGCAAAGACUCGCGGGCAACCUUGAGAAAGAUGCUGGAGGACAUAGGCUUCGAGAUUCUACACUGCAGCAGAAGAGAAAAGAGUUUUGUCUACCAGAACAUGGAAAUAUUAAAACGUCAUAUGAUAGCGGUUAAUCCCUUCAUCUCGCGGAUCCCUGAUCAUCUGAAAGAGGAGUUUGAAGAUGUGGUAGUGCGCGAAAUAGCCAGUCAGAAGAUUUUAUUCCCAAACAAGAAUGACAAUGGUCAGCAAGAAUAUAGUAUCUUGGAUAGAUAUCACAUUCUUGUUGCGUACAUAAAGAAGCCAUCCGAUUAUCACUGUUUUCCUCCCGAGUUAAAUGUUCUCAUCAAUCGAGUCCAUCGCAAAUACAACAUCCAUCUUUCCUUGUUCCUUUUAUGGAGGAUGAUAACUCGUUGAGAAAUGUAAUCGCAAUAAACCGACGUAAACUUAAGGAAAUGGUAACUUGUCGGAUCGUUUCAUCCGGAUGGAUGUCUAGAACAAUGUUUAAGCGAACACGCUUAACUCCCUAA